Molecule: messenger RNA, 3309 nt
Organism: Penicillium manginii
Lineage: Eukaryota; Fungi; Ascomycota; Eurotiomycetes; Eurotiales; Aspergillaceae
Product: ubiquitin-specific protease UBP15
Exons: 10
Coding region: 1-3309 (1102 amino acids)
Biological process (GO): protein deubiquitination; regulation of protein stability
Cellular component (GO): cytosol; nucleus
Molecular function (GO): protein binding; cysteine-type deubiquitinase activity; cysteine-type endopeptidase activity
Source: RefSeq, a predicted model, not a curated record
AUGGAAAACCUCGCGGAGAACGAUAUGCUCGUCGAUGAGUACGACCAGUACCCCAAUGAAAAGACUACCGACGUCGUCAUCUCGAGUCCCGGCUCCGAUGAGCCCACUCCUCCCUCCGCCGCCGACCAUGAAGCCAUGAUGGCUCGAGUGCUCCCCAAAAACCCCGAUCAUGAAACGGUAGAGGAAGUUUACAACACAUGGCAUAUCCGGGAUUGGAGGAAGCUAGAGAAAAAGAUCCAUGGCCCUGUCUUCAAAUCAGGCGGGACCCCUUGGCGCAUUCUCUUUUACCCCUACGGUAACGGCGUCGAACACGCUUCCUUUUAUCUGGAGCACGCCUGGGAUGGCGAGCCCCCCGAGAAUUGGUAUGCGUGCGCGCAGUUCGCCUUGGUCCUGUCUAACGUAAAAGAUCCGUCGAUCUAUGUGUCUCAUGUUGCGACUCACCGAUUCACCGCCGAGGAGGGAGACUGGGGCUUUACCCGUUUCUACGAUCUUCGAAGUCUCUUCAGUGAGGCAUGGGAAAACAAGGGCGUCCCGCUGGUCCAGGACGAUGAGGCGAAUAUCACCGCCUAUGUUCGCGUUGUCAAGGACCCGACCGGUGUCCUCUGGCAUAACUUCCAGAAUUACGAUUCCAAGAAGGAGACUGGCAUGGUCGGACUGAAGAACCAGGGUGCUACUUGCUACCUGAACUCACUCAUCCAGUCGCUCUAUUUCACCAACGCUUUCCGCAAAGCUGUGUACCAAAUUCCCACUGAUGAGGACGCCUCGCGGGAGAACAGUGCUUGGACCCUACAGAGACUCUUUUAUAACCUGCAGACCAGUGAUUUCGCCGUUUCCACGACAGAAUUGACCACGUCGUUUGGCUGGGACUCGCGUCAAGCUUUCGAGCAACAGGAUGUCCAGGAGCUUUCCCGAAAGCUCAUGGAACGUUUGGAGGAGCGUAUGAAGGGUACCGUAUCAGAAAAGGCACUGCCUCAACUGUUUGUCGGAAAGACAAAGACCUAUAUCUCUUGUAUCAACGUUGACUACGAGUCCUCGCGCGUGGAAGAUUUCUGGGAUAUCCAACUGAAUGUCCGGGUGGAAACACUCGAGGGCGAGAACAAGUACGAUGCUGGUUCUCCCUAUGGCUUGCAGGACGCCAAGAAGGGUGUCAUUUUUGAAAGCUUCCCCCCUGUCCUGCACCUUCACCUCAAAAGAUUCGAAUAUGACCUCAACCUCCUGACCAUGAUGAAAGUCAACGACCGACAUGUUUUCCCUAUGGAAUUUGACGCUGCCCCUUAUCUGUCUGAAAAUGCCGACAAGUCCGAACCCUGGACUUAUGAGUUGCACGGUGUACUUGUUCACAGCGGUGGUUUGGACGCUGGUCACUACUACGCCUUUUUGAAACCCACCAAGGAUGGUGACUGGUAUCGAUUCGACGAUGAUCGUGUGAACCGUGUUACGGAGAAGGAAGUGUUGGAAGAAAACUACGGUGGUGAAUACGAGAACGCGAACGGCGGAGUGCGUCAACCUUACACUCGCACAUAUUCGACCAAGCGCUCAAUGAACGCCUACAUGUUGGUUUACGUCCGAAAGACGAGAUCCGAUGACGUCCUGCUUCCAAUUGAAAAGGACGAUGUACCUUCUCACAUCUCUUCCCGCAUGGCCGAAGACAAAGCAGAGAUGCUUCGGAAGAAGAAGGAAAAAGAUGAGGCCCACCUCUAUAUGAGUAUUGGCGUCAUCAACGAGCAGACUUUCCAGUCACACCACGGAUUUGACUUGUUCAGCCCAGAACUGUCAGAUGAAGACCCGGCCUUGCCUGCGCAAUACCGUGUCCUUCGGACUAAGAAGAUCAGCGAACUCGCAAAGGAUAUCGCUGAGGAGCGCGGUCUCAACGAAGAAUCAAUCCGAUUUUGGGCCAUGGUCAAUCGCCAAAACAAGACCGCUCGCCCCGAUCAAGUCAUCCGCGAUUCGAAUCUUACCGUGGAGGAAGCUUACACCAAGUAUGGUACCAAGGGACACUUUUUCAGACUCUGGAUGGAGGUUGCAGCGCCCGGUCCUGAUGGCAAACUGGCCCCUUGGGAAGAAGACACCGUUCUAGUUUUCCUGAAGAAUUUCGAUAUUGCCACUCAGACCUUGUCUGGCGUCGGCGCGGUCUAUGUUCGCAAGAACCAAAAGGUGGCAGAGCUGGCAGCCCCUAUUCUCGAGAAGAUGAAGUGGCCUGCGGGUACGGAGUUCACACUGUAUGAGGAGAUCAAGCACAACAUGAUCGACUUGAUGAAGCCCAAGCAGACCUUCCUCCAGUCCGAGAUUCAAGACGGUGACAUUAUCACCUUCCAGCGCUCAUUGAAGGAGUCUGAGAUCCCCGCCACAGCUCUUUACACUGAUGCCCGGCAAUUCUAUGACCACCUUCUCAACCGCAUGGAUGUCCAAUUCGCCCCCAUUGGAAGUGGCGAGGGUGGUGAAUUCAAACUGACACUGAACCGGAAGAUGAACUACGAUCAGGUGUCAAAGAAGGUUGGCGAGUAUCUGCGAGUAGAGCCGACUCAUCUGCGGUUCGCGCCUGUUAUGACUAGUAGUGGCAAGCCCAAGGCGUUUUUGAAGCGAUCCAACGCUUCAACCCUCAACCAAAUCCUCAGCGGCCAAUACGGAGCGUACGGCUACUCCAUGCAUCGAAACGAUGCGCUGUACUAUGAGGUUUUGGACAUGAGUCUCAGCGACUACGAGAGCAAGAAGAGCUUGAAGGUGACAUUACUUCCCGAGGGAAUUGCGAAGGAGGAAAUUGUCGAGGUCUUGGUGUCUCGCAAUGGAACCGUCGCCGAGCUUCUGGAAUCGCUGCAGAAGAAGGCCAAUCUCGACGAUGAAACUACUCGCGAGCUGAGAAUCCUUGAAGUGCACAGCGGGAAAAUCUACAAGGAGCUGCGCGAAGACACCAAUGUCGCCGCUAUCAAUGAGUACUCUACACUUUACGCAGAAAGGAUCCCAGCCGAGGAACUCAACCAAGAGGCCGACGACCGGGUUAUUGGAGCCUUCAACUUCGAAAAGGAGCCUGCUCGUACUCACGGUGUUCCGUUCAAAUUUGUUGUCAAGCAGGGUGAGAUUUUCAAGGAGACCAAGGAACGCCUGUCUAAGCGGACCGGCAUCAAGGGCAAGCCUUUCGAGAAGAUCAAGUUUGCUGUUGUACCGCGCGCAUCCUUCUCGACCCCCAAGUAUCUUGAAGAUGAUGACAUCCUCUCCGACAUGGCGGGUUCUGAUGACUACCUUGGACUCGACCAUAUCAACAACAAAUCUCGAAGCUUCUGGUCCAAGAGCGAGAGCUUCUCCAUUCGAUAA